AUGUUGAAACAUUUACUUGAGAAACUCGAAUCGGAGAGGAUGCCAUUACUAGGACCAAAUGUUAAGGCAUUAAAAUUCUGGGGACUGUUACUACCGAAGAAAACAUUAUUAAGAAAUAUCUAUUUACUAAUGCAUCUGUCUGUUAUAAUAUUCACAGCAACCGAAUACGUUGAUAUCUGGUUUAUAAAAUCCGAUAUAAGUUUGUUAUUGAAUAAUUUAAAGAUAACAAUGCUGGCAACUGUAAGCGUGAUCAAAGUAACAACCUUUCUAUUCUGGCAGAAAUAUUGGAAGAAUAUAAUCGAAUACGUGAACAAAGCUGAUUUAGCACAACGCAUUACUAAUGAAAAAAAUAAAAAAAUAACCAUAGAUAAAUAUACAAAAUACUGUAGAAGAAAAACAUACUUAUACUGGGCAUUAAUGUAUACAACUGUCAUUAUAGUGAUGUCACAACCGAUAUACAAAUUCUUAGCAUUACCAACUUAUAGAGAACUUGUUAGAAAUGGCACUGAAUCGUAUAUGCAAGUGGUUAGCUCUUGGGUACCUUUCAAUAAGAAUACAAUCCCUGGUCAUAUAAUUGCUUCGAUUAUACAAAGUUACGCGUCAAUUUACGGAGGUGGAUGGAUAACAUCAUUCGAUACAAAUGCAAUGGUUAUAAUGGUUUUCUUCAAAGGUGAAUUGGAGUUGUUAAAAUUAGAUUGUGCUGAUAUUUUUGGUACGGAAUCCAAUCCUGUAUCAGAUGAGGUUGCUAAUGCUCGUCUACGGAAUUGUUAUAGACGACACGUAGAGUUGAUAAAGUACACCCGUCUAUUUGAUUCCUGCCUCUCUCCAAUAAUGCUACUAUAUAUGUUUGUUUGUUCAGUGAUGUUGUGCGCUACGGCUUAUCAAAUUACAGUGGAGACGAGUGCGAUGCAACGCUUCCUCACUACGGAAUAUUUAAUCUUUGGAGUUGCUCAAUUGUUUAUUUACUGUUGGCACAGUAACGACCUCUUUUAUGCGAGUAUGCAAGUAAUGAAUGGUCCAUACAAUAGUAUUUGGUGGAACAGAAACAAAUACAGUCAAAAGGAUAUUCAAAUAAUUAUCGGACAAUUUAAUAGAACUAUAGUUUUCUCCGCGGGGCCUUUCACCAAUUUAACUGUGGCCACUUUUAUAAAUAUCUUAAAAGGCGCUUAUAGUUAUUACACUCUACUGCGACAGUCUCAAGAAACUGUUAGUGAAUAGAAGAAUUGAAAACCAGUAGCAACUGCAAAACAAUAUUUUACCAAUCAUAAAUU
Molecule: messenger RNA, 1271 nt
Organism: Papilio polytes (common Mormon)
Lineage: Eukaryota; Metazoa; Arthropoda; Insecta; Lepidoptera; Papilionidae
Gene: Or-56
Product: odorant receptor Or2-like
Exons: 5
Coding region: 1-1218 (405 amino acids)
Biological process (GO): detection of chemical stimulus involved in sensory perception of smell; sensory perception of smell
Cellular component (GO): plasma membrane
Molecular function (GO): odorant binding; olfactory receptor activity
Source: RefSeq, a predicted model, not a curated record